CUCUCGUGCAGUGCAUUCACUCUCCUCGCUCCCGUCCCCCACCGCGCCGCACAAACUCCCCGACCUCGCCGCCGACGCCGCCGCCAUGCCGGAGGACGUCGAGAUGAACGACUCCGCCGCGCCCGCGCCCGCGCCCGCCGCCACCCCUGCGGCCGCCGACGCCCCCGCCCCCGCGCCCGCUCUCUCCACCUUGCAACAUCUGAAGGAGAUCGCGUCCGUGGUCGAGGCCGGGUCGCUGACCAAGGAGGUGCGCCGGAUCUCCCGCGCCGUGCGCCUCACCGUCGCCCUCCGCCGCCGCCUCGCCCCCCGCGACGUCGCGGCCUUCCUCGCCUUCGCGCUGCCGCCUUCCUCCGACGCCUUCGCCCGCCUCUCCCCGCUCCUGCCCAAGGAAGAUGGAAGUGAGAUGGAUGUUGAUACUGCAGCUCCAGCAGCUCAAGUUUCUAUCAAGCAUGGUCUCCCAGAGAUUGAAAUAUACUGCUACUUGCUUGUGUUGAUUUUCCUUAUUGAUCACAAGAAGUACGAUGAGGCUAAAGCAUGUGCCAAUGCUAGCAUUGCUCGUCUGAAGAAUCUCAAUAGGAGGACUGUUGAUGUUUUGGCUUCUAGGCUGUACUCGUAUUACUCAUAUGCCCAUGAACUCACCAACAGCCUUGCUGAAAUUCGUGGAACGCUCCUGGGGUUGCACAGGAUGGCAACUUUGCACCGUGAUGAGCUUGGCCAGGAAACCCUUCUUAACCUGCUUCUUCGCAAUUACCUGCACUACAACUUGUACGACCAGGCAGAAAAACUUAGGUCAAAGGCACCACGUUUUGAAGCACAUUCCAAUCAGCAGUUCUGCCGGUAUCUCUUCUACUUGGGCAAAAUUAGAACAAUUCAGCUGGAAUACACUGAUGCUAAAGAGAGUCUCUUGCAAGCUGCACGAAAAGCACCCACUGCAGCUCGUGGAUUCCGCAUUCAGUGCAACAAAUGGGCUAUAAUAGUAAGGCUACUCUUAGGGGAGAUACCAGAGAGGACUGUUUUCAUGCAGAAAGGAAUGAAGGUGGCUUUGACACCAUAUUUUGAGCUUACAAAUGCUGUUAGGGUUGGGGACCUAGAAUUGUUCAAAGCUGUUGCAGAAAAAUUUGCAAGCACUUUCAGUGCAGACAGGACAUCCAAUUUGAUUGUGAGGCUGCGCCACAAUGUUAUUCGGACUGGACUGCGCAACAUUAGCAUAUCAUAUUCACGGAUCUCCCUUCCUGACAUUGCCAAGAAAUUGAGGUUGGAUUCUGAGAAUCCUGUUGCUGAUGCUGAGUGCAUUGUUGCUAAGGCCAUCAGAGAUGGCGCAGUUGAUGCCACCAUUGAUCAUGCCAAUGGUUGGGUGGUGUCAAAAGAGACUGGUGAUGUGUACUCAACGAACGAGCCACAGGCUGCGUUCAACUCCAGGAUUGCAUUUUGUCUGAACAUGCACAAUGAGGCAGUCAAGGCUCUGAGAUUUCCCCCGAAUUCUCACAAGGAAAAAGAAAGCGCUGAGAAGAGGCGAGAGAGACUCCAGCAGGAGGAAGAACUUGCAAAACACAUGGCCGAGGAAGACGAUGAUGACUUCUAGAUUGGCUUCCACUCGGUGCGUUCAGCUGCUGCAUGUUCCAUUUAAAAAAUGCUGAGGGCUACUCUGUCAAUUUUAGGAGCCGCAAGAUCUCUGAUCUACCUGCGGGGACAAUUUGAAUCAUGCAAUGCUUGAUAUUGUUACUCGUGUGGUUUAUUUAUGUUCCUAACAAUUCUUUUAUCACCACAAAUUGUUUAGGAAGCACCUUAUUUUCCCCUGAGAUUCUGUAAUCGAGGAAGCAAAGAGCUGCAACAGAUCAGUGUGUUUUGCAUCGCAUUUCAUGUUUGCUUUGCGGGAAGCUGAUUUAAGGACAA
Molecule: messenger RNA, 1893 nt
Organism: Lolium perenne
Lineage: Eukaryota; Viridiplantae; Streptophyta; Magnoliopsida; Poales; Poaceae
Product: probable 26S proteasome non-ATPase regulatory subunit 3
Biological process (GO): regulation of protein catabolic process; ubiquitin-dependent protein catabolic process
Cellular component (GO): proteasome complex; proteasome regulatory particle, lid subcomplex
Molecular function (GO): enzyme regulator activity
Source: RefSeq, a predicted model, not a curated record